GAGAUAGAGAGAUGGCAAAGGGAAAGGGAGAAGUGAAGCACAUAUUUCUUGCACAAUUCAAAGAAGGCAUAACCGAUGAAGAGAAAGAAGAAUGCAUCAAACGGUUUCAAAGCAUUGUCCCCCAUUUCCCUUCAUUGAAGACUUUUAAAUGGGGUGAAGAGCUUAGCAUUGCAAAUUUUGAUCAAGGUUUCACUCAUGUCUUUGACUUAACAUUUGAAAGUGUGGAAGGUGUUGCACAGUAUAUUUCCCAUCCGGAGCACGUCGCUUACGCGGAGUUUUUUCUGCCUAAACUCGAGAAGUUCGUUGCAGUUGACUACACACCCAAAUAAAUCCAACCUAAAAUUAAAUUAUGUUAUUUAAGUUUUUAUUGAUGUUGGUCAAAUAAAA
Molecule: messenger RNA, 387 nt
Organism: Salvia hispanica
Lineage: Eukaryota; Viridiplantae; Streptophyta; Magnoliopsida; Lamiales; Lamiaceae
Source: RefSeq, a predicted model, not a curated record